Messenger RNA from Nothoprocta perdicaria, 1269 nucleotides. RefSeq names its product ubiquitin recognition factor in ER associated degradation 1 (gene UFD1). Gene Ontology annotation, molecular function: polyubiquitin modification-dependent protein binding. NCBI's taxonomy places the organism in Eukaryota, Metazoa, Chordata, Aves, Tinamiformes, Tinamidae. The transcript has 11 exons. Gene Ontology annotation, cellular component: VCP-NPL4-UFD1 AAA ATPase complex. The record is from RefSeq and is a predicted model, not a curated record. Bases 36 to 944 code for a protein of 302 amino acids.
CUGCUCUUCUCUCCCUUCCCCAGUUCUCUUUCAAUAUGUUCGACCAUCCGAUCCCGCGGGUUUUCCAGAACCGCUUCUCCACUCAGUACCGCUGCUUCUCCGUAUCCAUGCUUGCUGGACCUAAUGACAGGUCAGAUGUGGAGAAAGGCGGGAAGAUAAUUAUGCCACCAUCUGCUUUGGAUCAACUCAGCCGACUUAAUAUUACCUACCCAAUGUUGUUUAAGCUGACUAAUAAAAAUUCAGACCGAAUGACGCACUGUGGAGUGCUUGAAUUUGUGGCUGAUGAGGGCAUAUGUUACCUUCCACACUGGAUGAUGCAAAACUUGCUGCUGGAAGAGGGAGGCCUGGUACAAGUGGAGAGUGUUAAUCUUCAAGUUGCUACUUACUCAAAAUUUCAGCCACAGAGUCCAGAUUUUCUUGAUAUCACCAAUCCCAAAGCUGUAUUAGAAAACGCUUUGAGAAACUUUGCUUGUCUAACUACUGGAGACGUUAUUGCCAUCAACUACAAUGAAAAGAUCUAUGAGCUUCGGGUAAUGGAAACCAAACCAGAUAAGGCUGUGUCCAUCAUAGAAUGUGAUAUGAAUGUGGAUUUUGAUGCUCCUUUGGGCUAUAAAGAGCCAGAAAGAAAUGCACAACAUGAAGAGACCACAGAUGUUGAAGCAGACCACAGUGGAUAUGUGAGUGACCUAGGAUUUCGUGCAUUCUCUGGUUCUGGGAACAGAUUGGAUGGCAAGAAGAAAGGUGUUGAGCCAAGCCCAUCUCCAAUUAAACCAGGAGAYAUUCGAAGAGGAAUACCCAAUUAUGACUUCAAGAUUGGUAGAAUCACAUUUAUUAGAAACUCACGUCCGUUAGUGAAGAAAGUUGAAGAGGAUGAAUCUGGAAGCCGGUUUAUUGCCUUUUCAGGAGAAGGCCAGUCCCUGCGCAAAAAGGGAAGAAAACCAUAACUUGUGGAACCUUCAGUCAGUUAGGAGGAGAAUAAAUAACAAUUGCAGCAUAUUGGACCUUAGUUUUUGCAGUUGAGAGAACAUUUUGCAACACAGGAGCACUUUACUGAUUUUGGUUUCUUGUUUAAAAAUGGAGCUUAAGACUGUCUUAACUUUCAGCUGGGAAUUAAGUUGUAGGAAUUUUGAAGCAGUGUUGUUUUUGUAUGUUUUGGAAAGAGGUGGAGUUUCUCUGAUGUAAAGCUGGGAAGCAAAACCGGUGAAUUCUGCCUUACUAAAGGUCCAGUCCUUAGACUACAUCCUACCCUAUAAAGCCCGUGUGACGAUG